AUGGAACUAUGGGUAUUAAUAAAUUAUAAAUAUCGAUUAGCUACAGAUACUAAUCAACGACUGAGCUAUCUGUUAGCCGCUAUAGUGCAAAGUCGUGAGGUAAAGAAACGUAAACAGGACGAGAUAAAUUCGCUUAUCGAAAUGCCAGAAAACGUUUCUUAUCACGUCAAAAAUGGCAUUCGAUAUUUAAGCCCAUACUGGAGUGUUUAUCGCACAUGGGCUAAAGGACGAUGGGUUGGGCGACGUUUGAUCGAUAUUUUUGCAGAGGAAUUUAUUUCAUUGAGCCCGCAUUACCCCGCAGCAGCAUGUAAAUUAGGUCGUAUUUGGGUAAAUUGCAAUCAGAUGACGGAUGUUGAUUAUAUCGUACAGCAUAACGAUUCCAUUGAGCAUAUAGGGCAUCGCCACGAGCAUCCCAUUUUGGAUCAUUAUAUCAGAGUGAUUGAUAACGACAAUAAUGUUCUGGUGGUGGAUAAGCCACCAAGUAUGCCGGUACAUCCAUGUGGUAGGUAUAGUGUGCAUACAGUUUUGGGGAUGUUGCGGGAACAACGAGGUCUCCGCGGUCUUAGAGUUGUACAUAGAUUGGAUCGGACAACAUCCGGUGUAUUGUUGUUUGCUAGAAAUGCUGAAACCGAUAUUAAACUGAAAAAGAUGUUACGUACUGGUGAAAUACGACAUAAAGAAUAUCUCUGCAAAGUGGAAGGUGUUUUUCCGGCAGAUAAAGAGGUUGUUUGUGAUCGUCCCAUUGGGCCACUUGUUGUUUCGAUGGGUAUUCAAUGCGUUCGUGAUGAUGGUAAAUAUGCUCUAAGCCGUUUUUCGCGUUUAUGGACUGAUGGUCAAACAUCGAUCGUUCGUUGUAUGCUAGAAACUGGUCGUACCCAUCAAAUUCGUGUUCACUUGCAAUAUUUAGGUUACCCAAUAGUGGAUGAUUACAUUUAUAAUACUCCUGGAUGGGGUGAAACCAAAGGCAAGGAUGGCAAUUAUGGGAAGUCAUUGGAACAGCUUCGAAAAGAUGUUCUGGAAGAGCAUAAGCUAUCGAAAUGGCAUGAACAUGUAGACCCUGAAUAUGAGAUCAGAAUAAAAAGAAUUGCUGAAGGAGAGGUACAACCUGAAUCAGAAGGACUAGACACAAAAGUGCGCCAGGAAUAUGAUCCCAUAUGUGUGAAUUGCAACGUGAAAAAGAAAGAUAUCAUACCUGAACAUCUGAUGCUACACCUACACUGUCUCAAAUAUCAAACUAAUGAAUGGUGUUAUUCGAGUGAGAUGCCAAGUUGGGCCAUUAAGCCAAGUAAUAUGCAAGACAUAAGGGAAGCGAUGGAAGAUCCCUCGGGGAACAGACAUGCAGUUCAUAGCUGA
Cercopithifilaria johnstoni is the source of this 1353-nucleotide messenger RNA. The record is from the annotation of a GenBank genome assembly. NCBI's taxonomy places the organism in Eukaryota, Metazoa, Nematoda, Chromadorea, Rhabditida, Onchocercidae.